AAAGUCUCCUGAACUGGGGAUGCUCAGAUGCGGCGUGGCUGGGGCAAGCGGUUGGAGCUGCCCUCGCCGGUACUACGCCGUACAACACGAUAGGGCAGCGAGCACAGGCUCACGAGAGUCCUCGAAAGCUCUUUUAACAUCACUGGACCUAAAGGCCGCGAGGUCGGACCUCAAACUGGGGGGGGCAGGGUGAACCCCAAAGCCACAGCCUCUGAGGGCGUCUAAAAGCUCAGGCGAAAUUGGGUCCGGGAGAGCCCGGAAGGCGCGAGGCAAAGCCUGCCCAUAGACGUACAGGCCAGCACGGGUGGGGGGCGGGGGUCCCGGCACCGGAAGGUCUUACAUCAGCCAGCCCACGUGCGACCCGAGGGCCAGAAGGCGCGCGCGGCCCGGGAGGCGGUGCCGCAGUCCCGGCUGAGCUUAAGGCGGGUCCCGCCCCGCCCUCCGUGCGCCUCUCCAGUCCGCGCUGCAGCCCGGGCUCCCGAGCCGAGCGGCGCCGCGCAGGGCCGAGUGGAGCCGAGCAGCCGCCGCGUCGCGUCGCCGGUUUAAGCGCAGUGCGGGGCCUUGGCCGGGGGCGGCGGUAGUGAGGCCAGCGCCGCGCUCCAGCCCCCUUUUCCCUCCAUGGUUUCUCUCCGCUCCCGCGAGUAACUUGGCUCCGGGGGCUCCGCUCGCCCGCACGACCGCACGGCGCCCGGGACCACGCCGCCUCCUCCUGCCGCCUCCUUCCGACGGCCCUCGCCGCGCAGGCCGGGUCGCCUCUCCCCCCUCCGCCCCCGCCGCGGAAAGUUAAGUUUGGAGAGGGGGGACGAGGGGAACAUGGACAUGAAGAGGAGGAUCCACCUGGAGCUGAGGAACCGGACCCCGGCAGCUGUUCGAGAACUUGUCUUGGACAAUUGCAAAGCAAUUGAUGGAAAGAUUGAGGGGUUAACAGAUGAAUUUGUGAACCUGGAGUUCCUCAGUUUAAUAAAUGUAGGCUUGUUUUCAGUUUCAGACCUCCCGAAGCUACCUAAAUUGAAAAAGCUCGAGCUCAGUGAAAAUAAAAUCUUCGGAGGUCUGGACAGACUAGCAGAAGAACUUCCAAGCCUCACACAUCUGAACCUAAGUGGAAAUAAACUGAAAGAUAUCAGUACCUUGGAGCCAUUGAAAAGGUUGGAUUGUCUGAAAAGCCUGGAUCUGUUCGGCUGUGAGGUCACUAACCGGAGUGAUUACCGAGAGACUGUCUUCAGGCUCCUGCCCCAGCUGUCCUAUCUGGAUGGCUAUGACCGAGAGGACCAGGAAGCACCUGACUCCGAUGUGGAGGUGGAUAGUGUAGAGGAAGCCCCUGACUCAGACGGAGAGGUGGAUGGUGUGGACAAAGAGGAAGAAGACGAAGAAGGAGAGGAUGAAGAGGAAGAAGAAGAUGAGGAUGGUGAGGAAGAAGAGGAUGAAGAUGAAGAGGAUGAAGAUGAAGAUGAGGAUGUAGAGGGGGAAGAUGAUGAAGAUGAAGUCAGUGGGGAGGAAGAAGAAUUUGGACACGAUGGAGAAGUUGAUGAAGAUGAAGAGGAUGAGGAUGAAGAUGAUGAUGAAGAGGAGGAAGAAAGUGGGAAAGGUGAAAAGAGAAAGCGAGAAACAGAUGACGAAGGAGAGGAUGAUUAAGACCCAAAACAACCUGCAAGAAACAGAACUGUUGAGUGUUGGUUGGACUGCUCAUGGAUUUGGUAGCUGUUUUACAAAGGUAGCUGUGAUACAAGCCCCAGGACACCCCCACCCAAAGAGCCAAAGAAUAGUUCCCGCGACAUUCCGCCUUCCUCCGUUUAGCCCCUUGGUAAUCCACCACCAAGCCUGGGGACUUCGCCCCAACAAAAUUGUAAACGUUGUUAGGUUUUCGUGUAAGACUCUUGCUGUAUCGUGACAGCUGUGAUUGGUGAGUUGACCGUCCUGGCUGCCAGUUACACUGCGAUUGUAACAACAUUUUUACUUUCUGUACAACAAGGAAAAGCUUUGUAAAUAAAAUCUUAACAUUUUGGGUCUGUUUUCUCAUGCUUUUCUUUUUCUUUCUUUUCUUUUUUUUUUUUUUAAAGACAUUAGGACAUUUUGUGUGAUAACUGCCAAAACCGUAUUUUCUAAGACUUAAGCAAAAUAAAUGCAUUACUCUUGGUAAA
Messenger RNA from Arvicanthis niloticus (Nile rat), 2138 nucleotides. RefSeq names its product acidic nuclear phosphoprotein 32 family member B (gene Anp32b). Gene Ontology annotation, cellular component: nucleus. Gene Ontology annotation, biological process: regulation of apoptotic process. The record is from RefSeq and is a predicted model, not a curated record. Lineage: Eukaryota; Metazoa; Chordata; Mammalia; Rodentia; Muridae. Gene Ontology annotation, molecular function: histone binding.